Messenger RNA from Oryza brachyantha (malo sina), 2097 nucleotides. RefSeq names its product eukaryotic initiation factor 4A-I. The transcript is spliced from 12 exons. The coding region runs from base 746 to 1420 and encodes 224 amino acids. The record is from RefSeq and is a predicted model, not a curated record. NCBI's taxonomy places the organism in Eukaryota, Viridiplantae, Streptophyta, Magnoliopsida, Poales, Poaceae.
GGCUGGACAGAUCUAGCGUCGGCUCGUCCUCCCAUCAGGCAGCCACGCCCGACGCCGCCUUCCCCCAGUUCCCCGCCGAUCUGCACGGUCGCCGCCGGCUUCCCCGGCCGCCGCUGCCUUCUCCCUCCGCCGGACCCGUGGCCGCCGCCCCCUCCUCCGUCAGCGCCCCCCCCGGCCGCCGCCGCCUCCCCCUGCAGCCGCGGCCAGGCUGCGUCCUCAGGCCCGGCGGCAGGUCGCCGCGGCCACCCCCCUGCAGCCGCGCCAUCCCCGGCCGCCGUGGCCAGCUCGCCGCCUCGGGGCGGCGCCGGGAAUUCUGCUCCCCCCGGCAGCGGCAGUACCCGGCCGUCGUGCUGCCAGCUCUCCUCCCCCGCAUACACCUGAUGAGAAGAAACAAUUGGUGAAGGAUGGUGAGCUGCUGAUACGAGCGAACCAGGGGCACAUGGUAACGUUUGUAGAGUGCAUCAAGCACGGCAACUUCACCGCUGAGGAGGCCCUCAUCGUCAGCCCCACCACUCUCUCGGCAACAGGGAAAUCAAAAGAUGAUUUUUUUUGUCAAGUAGGCUAAUCGGUUUUUCACAGUGCACAACUUGUACUGAAAUCAAGUCACAGAAGCUUGCUGCAGAAACCUGCUAUUAAGUACUGGGAUCACUGUAGGGCAAGACAUGGCCUCCUCUUUGCAAUUUAAUUAGGCUUCCUUAUUUCCUUCUGGUUAUAAAAUCUGCACUUCCAAAAUAUCUUCUUUUGGAUGAUGACCCCGGCCGCCGCCUCCGCUGCCACGGAGUUCUCCGACGGGAUGCCGUCUCCAACCUCUCCCGCCGCAACGCCAUCCCACCCCAGCUCCGGCCGCCACUUCUACCUCGCCGUCGACCGCCUCCAGUUCAAGAUGAGAACGCUCCUGGAACUCCUCGGCGUCGUGGCCGACCGCCGCGGCGCGCUGCCAAUCGCCAUCUGCGUCUCCUCCCGCGACGAGCUCGACGCCGUCUGCGCCGACGUCGCCGGCCUCCCCUUCAUGUCGUUGUCGCCGCUGUACAGUGAUCAGGCCGAAUCAGAGCGAGCAUCGGUUCUUGACAAGUUUCGUCAGGCAACAAUCCAGUGGAAUCAUAUGAAAAUUGCUGCUGAUAUUGCAGAUAGUCCCAAGACUGAAAGUACAGAGUCAAAACUAACCAUCAUUGUAGCAACAGAUGCCUGCUUGCCCCAGGCAACAUUAGGAGAGACUCACCUUAUGGCUCGCGUGCUAAUAAACUAUGAACUUCCCACAAAGAAGGAAGCUUACUUCAGACGUAUGUCCACAUGCUUGGCAGCAGAUGGAAUCGUUAUUAACAUGGUUGUUGGUGGCGAAGUAGCCACGCUCAAGGCUCUAGAAGAAAACAGUGGUCUACUUAUUGCAGAGAUGCCAAUACAUGUUUCAGAGAUAUUAUAACUGUCUCAAUUGUAUGGCAAUCAGAAGUUACUUCCGUAGGAACUAACUACUCAAGGAGCCAAAGGUUCUGUUUUGUGCUAGUUUGAUUUGUGCAAUUGCUUACAACAGAGUAGAAAACCAGCACUCAGUCAAAAUAAAGAGGGUAUUAUUGUGGUUUCUCAGUGCCUUGGUACUUUUUAUCUCAGGUUAGAGGUUAGGUCCUAUGUGCUGCAGUGAAAUUUAUUUUCAUUAGUAGAUCACAUAACAUUUUACUAAAUUAUCCAACUGUAUCCUAAUUUGUAUUACCAAGGAGGGCUCUAGCAAAUAAUUAGUAUGUAUGCGCAUUCACCCAAUGCGUUUGAUGUUUGCCAUUUUGACUUGUCAUUAUUUUGGAAUUUUUUAAUGUAAGUCAUAAGAUAAUCAGAAAUAAACUUGCACCAAUCCCAAUCCUUGUUUAAUUUCACAUCAAUUAGUGGGGUGAUGUACUUUAUAUAUAUAUGUGUGUCUGAGUUUGGACAAAAAAAAUGAUGAUAGCACAAUUAUCAUGAAACAUCUUUUAACACCCUCUUCACUGUCAUUCAUUAGCUUGUUCCUAACAAAUGAUAUAAGUUGGUUGCUGUUACCAGAGAAAUUUCUUUGCAACAAUAGUUUGACUUUUGAUCUCUUUUUCAUCUAUAGGAAGACCCAAUACAUGAUGC